AUGGGCAACGUACCCGCUACAGUGAAGCACUGCCUGAGCUAUGAGCAACUCAUCCAGGACUACCCAUGGCUGAAAAGCUGGCUGCUGGAGGAGAAGACCAUUACUGGACAUGAGUAUCCAGAGUUUGUUAAAAUAGUUGAAGUUGGGCCAAGAGAUGGACUUCAAAAUGAAAAGGAAAUUGUUCCGACAGGGGUGAAAAUCCAGCUGAUAGACAUGCUUUCAGGAACAGGCCUGCCUGUGAUCGAGGCCACCAGCUUUGUCUCUUCAAAGUGGGUACCGCAGAUGGCAGACCACACUGAUGUACUCAGAGGAAUCCAGAGAGCACCUCAUGUUCGGUACCCUGUUUUGACACCUAACAUGCAAGGCUUUCAGGACGCUGUUGCAGCUGGUGCUACUGAAGUGGCGGUGUUUGGGUCAGCGUCUGAAACCUUCAGUAAAAAGAAUAUUAACUGCUCUAUUGAUGAAAGCAUGCUGAGGUUUGAGGAAGUCAUUAAAGCUGCCAAAGAGCGACAAAUUCCAGUCCGUGGAUAUGUUUCUUGUGCCCUUGGAUGCCCUCACGAGGGACACAUUGAACCUUCCAAAGUCUCUCAGGUGGCAAAGAGGUUAUAUGAAAUGGGCUGCUAUGAGAUUUCCUUGGGGGAUACAAUCGGUGUUGGUACACCAGGCUCCAUGUUUAAGAUGCUGCAGAGUGUGAUGAACGAGGUGCCGACCACCGCUCUGGCAGUUCACUGCCAUGACACUUAUGGGCAGGCACUCCCCAACAUCCUGACUGCACUUCAGAUGGGGGUCUGUGUGGUGGAUUCUGCAGUAGCUGGCCUGGGAGGUUGCCCGUACGCUCAGGGUUCAUCUGGCAAUGUUUCAACAGAGGAUGUACUCUACAUGCUCCAUGGCAUGGGCAUUGAAACUGGUGUGAACCUCACCAAAGUUAUAGAGGCUGGAGACUUCAUCUGCCAUGCUUUACGUUGCGAGACACACUCCAGGGUUGCACAGGCAAGAGGAAGAACACUGUGA
Messenger RNA from Anoplopoma fimbria (sablefish), 1011 nucleotides. It is a transcript of the gene hmgcll1, whose product is annotated as 3-hydroxymethyl-3-methylglutaryl-CoA lyase-like 1. Bases 1 to 1011 code for a protein of 336 amino acids. Lineage: Eukaryota; Metazoa; Chordata; Actinopteri; Perciformes; Anoplopomatidae. Gene Ontology annotation, molecular function: hydroxymethylglutaryl-CoA lyase activity. Gene Ontology annotation, biological process: ketone body biosynthetic process; L-leucine catabolic process. The record is from RefSeq and is a predicted model, not a curated record. The transcript has 9 exons.